Messenger RNA from Dictyostelium purpureum, 2062 nucleotides. RefSeq lists its product as uncharacterized. The transcript has a single exon. The coding region runs from base 1 to 1866 and encodes 621 amino acids. The record is from RefSeq and is a predicted model, not a curated record. Lineage: Eukaryota; Evosea; Eumycetozoa; Dictyosteliales; Dictyosteliaceae.
AUGGAAUCAGAAACAAGUUAUAAACCAAUGAAUACCGAUUUUUCAUCAAAUAAAAAAGAAGAAGAUUAUUAUUCAUCACCAGGUUCAAAUUAUUCAUUUUCACCAAGAUCACCACAACAAAACUCAACUGAACACGAAAACACAACACAAGUACAUAAUCCACAACAACAACAACAGCAACAACAACAACCAUUAUACUCACAACCACCACAACCACAACCACAAAUACCACAACAAUCAAACAAUAACAACAAUAAUAUUAAUAACAACAAUAAUAAUAAUAUAAUGCAAUCACCAACUAAAUCUGAAAAUAGAGUUUCACCACAACAACCAACUAAUUCUCCGACAAUGAACAGUAACUCUAACAAUAAUAAUAUUAAUAAUAAUAAUGAAAGUAAUAAUGUAAAAUCACCAUCAUCAAGAGAUGAAAAGAAAAGAGAUUUAGAUGGUGGUUCGAGAGGCGAUAGUGGUGGCUCAACAAGAGACAGUGCCAGAAGUGACAGAGACCGUGAAAGAGAACGUAGUGACAGAGAACGUAAUGAUAGCAGAGACAGUAGAGAUCGUAGUAAUAACGAAAGAGAUCGUGAAAGGGAACGUAGUGAAAGAGAUAAUAGAGACCGUGGUAAUAAUGAUAGAGAGCGUGAAAGAGAACGUGAUAAUAGAGAACGUAGAGAUAGAGAUGGCCAUUAUAACGAAAAGGAUGAAAGAGUUGGAAGUAGCAACGACCGUGAUAGAGAUAGAGAUAGAAGAUCAGACCGUGAAAGAGAUAGCGCCAGAUCAGACCGUCGAAACGAGCGUGUAGGUAGUGCCAAUGGUUCACCAUCAUCAUCAUCACCAUCAUUAUCCUCGAUGAGUGGUAAUAAUAGUUCAACAACAACAACAACCACCUCCUCAUCAGUUAAAAAAGACUCAACUCCAACAUUAAACUCUCAACAAUUCCAACAACAACAACAAUAUAUUCGUGAACUUCAAACCCUUUUGGAUAAUUCAAAUAAACAUAAUCAAAUACUCCAAGAUAAAGUACGUGACCUCGAGCUUACACUCAACAAAAAAACAAUUUUAUUGUCAAAAUAUAGAAAGACAUUGCUCAAAUUCUUUGAAGACCGUGAGGUAGAUGGAGAGUUAGAUAACUCAAGUGAAAGAUCGCUUUCACGUUCACCAUCACGUUCAAGAUCACGUUCACGUUCAAGAUCAAUGUCACGUUCACGUUCAAGAUCACGUUCAAGAUCAUUAUCACGUUCAAGAUCAUCCUCGCCAGUUUAUUCUAGAGAUAAUUAUAAUAAUGAUCGUGUUUCCUCAAAAUCCUACAAUUCACCAGAGAAAAAUGAUCUCAAGAGAAAGAGCAACGAUAAUGAUAAACAAGAUGUUAAAAGAAGAAAGGUUGGCUCAAGAAGAAACACUUUAUGGACUGCUGAAGAUGAUGAGAAAUUUGCUGAAGCCUACAAUAAAUAUGGUAAAAGUUGGAAAACUAUUCAUAGUCAUUUACCCGAUAAAACUAGAGAACAAGUUCAAAGUCAUGGUCAAUAUUUAAUUAGAAUUGGUAAAUUACAAGAUCUUCAUAAGGAUGGCAGAAGAACAAGACAUAUUAAACCAGAUGGACUUCCAUUAACUAGUGGUACAAGUAGCAGCCAUUCUUCAUCACAUCACCAUUCUUCAUCACAUCACCACAGUAGUAAUGGCCAUCAUCACCACCAUUCAUCACCACAUAACGAUAAACAUAUUAUACCAACUAGUGGCCAAAAUAGUCAUAGUAUGAAUAAUAACAAUAAUAAUAAUAAUCAAAAUUAUGAUGAUAGAUCAUAUGACUCACCACUUUCACAACAAGACUCACCAAGAGAUGAUAUCGAUGACGAAAUUAAUAUUUAAAAAAAAACAUUAAACAAAAAAUAUAAAAAUAAAUAAAAUAUCAUUAUUUUAUUUAUAAUCAAUAAUAAAAUAAUAAUAAUAUUUAAUAAUAAUAAUAAUAGUAAUAUAUAUAUUUAUACAUAAUAAUAUAUAGUUUAAAUUUAAAUAAAAUAUAAAUUUAUUUAAUUUUAUAAUGUAAAACAAUAAAUAAAACUAU